AUGGAUAGAGGAAAAUUAUGGAAGGCAAUGAGGAAGAGGGGAAUUAAGGAGGGACUGAUAGAGAGGGCGAGAGAGACAUACAAGGAGACGAGGUGCAGAGUAAGAGUGGGACAGGAGGAAUCGGAGGAGUUCUGGACGACCAAAGGAGUAAGGCAAGGAUGCCCAUUGAGCCCCACGUUGUUUAACAUCUAUAUGGCGGACUUGGGAGAAGAAAUGAGCAAAGGAGUGGGGGGAGUAAAAAUAGAAAACCGUAGGAUAAUGACGCUAAAAUAUGCUAGUCCUGCUAGCGGAAGGAGAGGAGGCAAUGGAGGAGAUGAUGAAGAGACUGGAAAGAUUCCUAAAAGAGAAGAGAAUGGAGAUGAAUACGGGAAAAACGAAGAUGGUCUUCAGAAGAGGUGGAAGAAGGAAAAGGAGGCAGUGGAGAUGGAAGAAAGGACAAGUAGAGAAAGUAGACGAGAUAAAGUAUCUAGGCUACGUAAUGAGGAGAGACAACAGGAAUCGGAAGCACGUAAAAAAGAGGGUGAGGAAGGCGUAGAUAGCGAUGAGAACGGUGUGGGGAAUUGGGGAGAGAAAGUUCAAGACGGACGUGGAAUGGAGGAUGAGGUUGUUCGACGCGGUGAUAGGAGGAAUAAUCUCGUACGGGGCAGAACUGUGGGGCUGGAAAGAGUGGAAGGAGGUGGAUAA
This is a messenger RNA of Cephus cinctus (wheat stem sawfly), 684 nucleotides long. RefSeq names its product SH3 domain-binding glutamic acid-rich protein-like. The transcript has a single exon. The record is from RefSeq and is a predicted model, not a curated record. NCBI's taxonomy places the organism in Eukaryota, Metazoa, Arthropoda, Insecta, Hymenoptera, Cephidae. Bases 1 to 684 code for a protein of 227 amino acids.